Messenger RNA from Striga hermonthica, 294 nucleotides. NCBI's taxonomy places the organism in Eukaryota, Viridiplantae, Streptophyta, Magnoliopsida, Lamiales, Orobanchaceae. The record is from the annotation of a GenBank genome assembly.
AUGGUCGGCAAGUAUGAUGGUCCUAAUGAUGAUUCUACAUGUUUUUCGUGUAUAUCUCACCGGCUCAAUGUAAUCGACCCUCGCGAAUGCGACUUGGGUUACAGGUGUGGUUCUGGCAGUAUUGACCGCAUCUUUUGGCGUAACCUCAAUUACAUCGACCCUCGGCACCAAAUUGGUUAUAGGGCGGUCCAAAUUGUAACAGGUGUACCUGAGGCUAUUCCUGUAAUAGGAUCGCCUUUGGUAGAAUUGUUGCGCGGAAGUGCUAGUGUGGGACACCUUGACUCGUUUUUCUAG